Grammomys surdaster is the source of this 1015-nucleotide messenger RNA. RefSeq names its product cytochrome P450 2B1-like. The coding region runs from base 1 to 624 and encodes 207 amino acids. Gene Ontology annotation, biological process: xenobiotic metabolic process. Gene Ontology annotation, molecular function: heme binding; iron ion binding; oxidoreductase activity, acting on paired donors, with incorporation or reduction of molecular oxygen, reduced flavin or flavoprotein as one donor, and incorporation of one atom of oxygen. The record is from RefSeq and is a predicted model, not a curated record. Gene Ontology annotation, cellular component: cytoplasm; intracellular membrane-bounded organelle. Lineage: Eukaryota; Metazoa; Chordata; Mammalia; Rodentia; Muridae. The transcript has 5 exons.
AUGAAGGAAACACGUCGAUCUGGCCUGGUUCUCCUGAGCCCACACCACCAGGGCCAGGGCCAGCUCUCCUGGGAUGGCCAGACAAGGUCUACUUUCCUCCUUUCCUGUGCAGAGAAAGUCCAAAAGGAGAUUGAUCAGGUGAUCGGCUCACACCGGCUACCCAACCUUGAUGACCGCUCCAAAAUGCCAUACACUGACGCAGUCAUCCAUGAGAUUCAGAGAUUUGCUGAUCUUAUACCUAUUGGUGUGCCACACAGAGUCACCAAAGACACCAUGUUCCGAGGGUACCUCCUCCCCAAGAACACCGAAGUGUACCCCGUCCUGAGUUCAGCUCUCCAUGACCCACGGUACUUUGAACAACCAGACACCUUCAAUCCUGAGCACUUCCUAGAUGCCAAUGGGGCACUGAAGAAAACUGAAGCUUUUAUGCCCUUUUCCACAGGAAAGCGCAUUUGUCUUGGCGAAGGCAUUGCCCGCAACGAAUUGUUCAUUUUCUUCACCUCCAUCCUCCAGAACUUCUCUGUGUCAAGCAAUGUUGCUCCUAAGGACAUUGAUCUCACUCCCAUGGAAAGCGGUAUUGGAAAAAUACCGCCAACAUACCAGAUCUGCUUCUUAGCCCGCUGAUUGGGCUGAGGCAGUCAGGUGUCCCCACUUCUGUUGAGAAUGGCUCUGUCUUUGUGCCUCUGAGAGAACUGCUGGAAACCAGGCCAUAGAUUGCUGCUCACAUCCUUCCUCCUACUGUGGUUCUCCAAAGCUCCAAGGCAUGUUCUUCUUCUCUGUGAAUGGCGCUGGAGAAAUCAAUCAACCGUCUUUCCUGAUGUGUGAACAGAGACUUCUGGAGUCUACAUCUCAUGCUGAGUCACUUCCCUCUUCCUCCCAACAGUCCAAGUCCUCUCUUAAAAGCUCUCCAUGCUCUGUGAUUUGUGUUAAUGGACUCUGUAUGAGGUCUGAAUUCUCUGUCUACAGACUUGCCUAGUAUGUAUGGUUCAGCUAAACAGAAUCACAUAGUGUGUGA